This is a messenger RNA of Nerophis lumbriciformis (worm pipefish), 1307 nucleotides long. NCBI's taxonomy places the organism in Eukaryota, Metazoa, Chordata, Actinopteri, Syngnathiformes, Syngnathidae. The record is from RefSeq and is a predicted model, not a curated record.
UGACGCAUGCGUGGAGGAUAUGCGCUUCGCAGCAAAGUCUUCCUUUACUCCACACACGCUUCUAAGCCUCGCUACUAACUACACUUUAUUCAUCCUCCGUGUCAGGAUAAACUCCACUCGUCUCAGUCAACUUUGGACAUUAUUAGGCCCGCUUAGCUUGCUACUUGUUUUAGCGCGUUAGUUAGCUUAGCUUGCUACUUGUUUUAGCGCGCUAGUUAGCUUAGCGUGCUAGUCAGCUUAGCUUGUUAGCUGCUAACAAAGAGACGCGGAUUUGAUCAACACAUCGCUUAGUUAAGAUCAAGUGUGAGUGUAAAGUGUUGUGAUUGUGUGAAAAUGUGUGAAAGAACGAUAGCAGAGUACAAAGAGGAACUUUCUCGGACAAAAGAAGAAAACAAAAGACUACGUCAACUACUGGACGCUGUUUUCGAGAAACCUCAAGUUGUGUUACACAGAACAGACGUCCAGCAGCUCCCCCACAUGAAAGAGGAAGAGGAUGAUCCACAGCCCACCCACAUAAAAGAGGAAGAGGGGGAUCCACAGCCCACCCACAUGAAAGAGGAAGAGGAUGAUCCACAGCCUACCCACAUCAAAGAGAAAGAGGGGGAUCCACAUCCCGCCACAUGAAAGAGGAAGAGGAUGAUCCGCAGUCCACCCACAUUAAAGAGGAAGAGGAUGAUCCACAGCCACCCCACAUGAAAGAGGAAGAAGAUCCACACAUGAAAGAGGAAGAGGAAGAUCCACAGCCCCUUCACAUGAAAGAGGAAGAAGAGGAUCCACACAUGAAAGAGGAAGAGGAGGAUCCACACAUGAAAGAGGAAGAGGGUGAUCCGCAGUCCACCCACAUUAAAGAGGAAGAGGAUGAUCCACAGCCCCCCCACAUGAAAGAGGAAGAGGAUCCACACAUGAAAGAGGAAGAGGAUGAUCCACAGCCCCUUCACAUGAAAGAGGAAGAGGAGGAUCCACACUUGAAAGAGGAAGAGGAGGGAGAGUGUGUUGUAGGGCAGGAGGAGGAUGAUGUCAGCAAGUUUCCACUGACUGUUGUCUCUGUGAAGACUGAAGAGCAUGAAGACAAAGCACCUGAGUCCUCACAGCUUCAUCACAGUCCAAGUAAGCACAUAUCAUUUUAUUCUCAGGGCAUUCAAUCCAUCACAACUGGACUGUUCACUUUGUCUUAGAAGACUCAUCCAAGUAGGCUUCAUCACUUCAUGCUCAUACACUUCAAGUCUUAAAUCUAAUCAUUGGAAUUUAGAGGGGAACUGCACUUUUUGGGGGGAAUUGUUUCUAUCGUUCACAAUCAUUAUAAAAUA